This is a messenger RNA of Amphiprion ocellaris (clown anemonefish), 4466 nucleotides long. It is a transcript of the gene frmd4ba, whose product is annotated as FERM domain containing 4Ba. Gene Ontology annotation, biological process: establishment of epithelial cell polarity. The coding region runs from base 97 to 3315 and encodes 1072 amino acids. Gene Ontology annotation, molecular function: cytoskeletal protein binding. NCBI's taxonomy places the organism in Eukaryota, Metazoa, Chordata, Actinopteri, Pomacentridae. The transcript has 24 exons. Gene Ontology annotation, cellular component: adherens junction; bicellular tight junction; cytoskeleton. The record is from RefSeq and is a predicted model, not a curated record.
GCUCUGAAGCAAAACAAAGUGGCCUGCAGAUCACCUCCUCUUGUUCUGAGAGGUGUCAUCAGUAGAAGUAGAUAUUAGGCAGCAGAGGAGAAAGUCAUGGCUGUGCGCAUUAUACGUGGAAUGGAGGACCUGGUGGCGUCGAGCAGCCAGCUCGUCUGGAGCCUGGCGCACCAGACGCUGAGGAGGUGGUACAACCGUGGGCUGAUGCCAUGCAGACGCUUCCUAGAAGCCUGGUUCAGGAUUGGAAAAUGCUACCAGAUGACAGAGGGCCGUCUAUGCCAGGUUCACCUCCUCGAUGGCAGGCAGCUGGAGCUGCUGGUUCAGCCCAAGCUGUUGUCCCGUGAGCUGCUAGAUUUGGUGGCCUCACACUUUAACUUGAAGGAGAAGGAAUACUUUGGGUUGUGCUUCAUAGAUGACACUGGACAGAAUAACUGGCUCCAGCUGGAUCGUAAAGUCCUCGAUCAUGACUUCUCUAAGACUUCAGGGCCUUUGGAGCUCAAGUUCCUUGUAAGGUUUUAUAUUGAGAGGAUCACCUUCUUGAAAGAGAACACAACGGUGGAGCUGUUCUUCCUGAACGCUAAAUCUUUAGUGUUUAAUGAGACCAUCGAAGUGGAGAGUGGGAAUGUUUUCAAGUUAGCUGCGUUCGCAUUGCAGGAGGCCAAAGGAGAUUACACCAGUGUUGACACUGCCACAUUGGACCUAAAGCAGCUACCAGUCCUGCCCACCAGAGUAUUAAGGGAGCACCCAUCUCUCAAUUACUGUGAAGACAAAGUGAUUGACCAUUACAAGAAACUAAAGGGACUUACCAGAGGACAAGCCAUUGUACAGUAUCUGGCCCUGGUGGAGUCACUGCCGACAUAUGGAGUCCAUUAUUACCCAGUGAAGGACAAGCAGGGAAUACCGUGGUGGCUGGGAGUCAGCUACAAAGGCAUUGGCCAGUAUGAUUUGCAGGAUAAGCUGAAACCAAGAAAGUUGUUUCAGUGGAAGCAGUUGGAGAAUUUGUAUUUCCGCGAGAAGAAAUUUGCAGUGGAAGUGAACGACCCACACAGAAAAGCGGUGACCAAGCGAACUUUCGGACAGACUGGACUGGUUAUUCACACAUGGUAUGCCAGCCACUCUCUGAUUAAAACCAUCUGGGUGAUGGCCAUCAGUCAGCACCAGUUCUACCUGGACAGGAAGCAAAGCAAAUCAAAGAUGACCACAACCAGGAGUUCAGGAGACAUCGCCAUGGACCUCACAGAGAUCUGUGCCCCACGGAUCAGUAAACUUUCCAGUAUUGAGAGCAAAGAUCAGCUAAUAAUGGCAAGCAAUGGAAGCCUCAUCUCAGCCGGUUCUGCUGAUUCCGAAGUCAGCGAAGAACAGAAGAAAGAGAAGAUUUCUGAAUUGAAAAAGAAAGAAAAGGAUCUUCAAGACACACUGACGCAGAAACUUGAAGAGCUGAAAAAGAUCUGCAUGAGAGAAGCUGAGCUUACAGGCCGAUUGCCUAAAGAGUAUCCCUUAGCCACUGGUGAGAAGGCUCCUCCAGUUCGACGUCGUGUUGGGACAGCCUUCAAGCUUGAUGACCUUUUCCCGUAUGAUGAGGACCCACAGCUGAGGAAUUUGGAAAGCAGGUUUGCCUUGCAGCAGAAGAUUGUGGAAGCAGCCAUGAAGCUAGCUAAUGAGGGCGACCUCUGCAAGACUGUGAAGAGAAAGAGGAGAAACAACUACCUGGAUUCUAUGAGGAAGCUGGAGGAGAUCGAGAAGGAAAUAAAUGCCUAUAGGAUCAAGAAAGGAAAGAAACCCACCCAGAGAGCCUCACUGAUCUUAGCAGAUGAUGUCCACCCUUCAGACCUCAGCUCUCUAUCUGACAGCCUCACUCUGGAUGAUGACGAUGAGCUCGGUUCCCAGAGGCAGAGGUCUAGAUCUGUCCAAUACUCCCCAAGACCACACCAUGCAGAAACUCUGGAUAUUCAUUACAACAAGGACAGACGAUCUUCUGCCAAUGACCAGCUUGGAGACAGCAGAUUAAAUUACGGCGAAGUCCAGGAAUCGUUCCACUACAAUCACAGUGAUGCCUUAUCAAGCUACCGCAGCCCGUUUAAAGCAGCUUCCAGACAGCCACGUGAUGCUCGCAGCAUGCCCCCCACUCCCCUCCUCACCCGCAAUGCAUACAGCAGCACACAGCUCAGAUCAGAGGAUGCUCCACAACAUUUCCGUCAGCGCAGUGGGAGUCUGGAGUCCCAGUCUCAGUUUAUGACAGAGACGAAGCUGCCUGUACCAGCAUUCACUGUCUCUCCAGCCCGACGCAGCAACAGCACCGAGGUUCUUGAUGACGGGUCCUCCUACACAAGCCAGUCCAGCGUUGAAUACAGUGUUCCGGGUAACCACACCCAUAGGUGUAGAACUCGUGGCCGCCACAGAAAAGACAUGUAUGCCAACACAGGGAGCAUGCCCAACCUGGCUCAGCCAGACACCCGGUGCUAUGCCUACCAGCCUCGGGCCAGACCCACCACGACAGCCUACUAUGUCACAGGCUAUCCGAGCUACGCAGAACCAGAGCCUUACUCCAAUGGAGUCUAUGUGUACGACAGCGAGAUGGAGGGCCACUAUAACGUCAACCCCUCCUAUCACCAAACCCAAACAGCUUAUCACAGCCAUGACAUGCACAGUCACUACAGUAACGACGAGAUAGAUGGUAUAUCGCAGAACCCAUACGCCACGCUACGGCCACCUAGGAACCGACCGGUGCCCCGCAGCAAUGAGCAGGUCAGCAAGAACAUCCAGAAAGCUCUGGUGGCUGAACACUUGAGAGGCUGGUACCAUCGCAACGCUGCACACAAACAAGCUGCGUAUAACUACGAUUAUGACAGAGGCUCCCAGCACAGCCUGGGUUAUCAGACCAUGCCUGCACCCUACAGCCACAACAACAGGAACACUGCCUACUCAUCAGUGUCCUCGGUGUCCUCCAGUGGAAACUGGCACAGCCACAUGAGCAGUGGGGAUAUGUUGGAAUAUGACAUGCCCAUGCACGCUCCGCAGUCCUACUCAUACACUGCAGCCCCCUACAGCCACUCCGCCCACAACAGAUAUGGCACCUCCCAGCUUUUAAAGGGCUCCUGGCACAGUCCAGAUGGCCAGAGACGCUGCGCCUUUUACCCUGCUAGUUCUUCCUCCUCCGGUUCCCCUUCCACUUCCUCCCUGCCCUCCUCUUCCUUUCCCUCCUCCUCCUACUCCCCUGGCUGUCGGGUCAGGCAGGUGACCUCCAGCCCUUCGCAGCCACAAUCCUCCAGAGGGCACAGGCUCAGUAAGGUGUCCUUUGCUAAAGGUAGCUCAUAAUCCUACCUAGAUGUCAGCCAAACGGACUCAAACAUCAGCAACCAAAUGCACACCAACAUGGACCCAGAAGACCAGAUUUAUUGGCACGAAGACUCAAAACCGGGAACAAUAGUUUAGUUGCCUGUUAACGUGCUGUGUGAAAUUUUUACCGUAACAAGUUGUCACUGUGCCUUAGACUGCACUAACCUGUUUUUGUGUAAAAGGGACCCAAAGAAUGAAGGAACUUGACUUCUGUGGAAUUCAGCGUGUUCAGCAAAUGAAGUAUUCUCACUUUUGGUUCUCUUGAAUGCUCCCAAACCCGCACACAUCCCUGUAUUCAAACCAUUACGAAACCCCACGGGAGUGUCUACGUUUUGGGAUUGCGAGUGUGUGUGGUGAUGCCACUCGUGCACUGAAACUAUACCGAGCCCUGCUCUGGACUGUGUAGCCAAAGGGAAUUUGGGCUGAACUUCUUUGGUGUUUCCCUUUCGAGAUACCAAUUUCACAAACCAAGAACUGAGACCGUCUCGGUAAGAGGAUACUGAGCAGCAACGAACAACUGACCUGAUUCUGCUUCUUACAUCUAUGAACACUGGAACCAUGAAGGAUUAGACAAGGAUUGAUAAGGACAUUAUCAAAAUGAAGGAUUGAACUCAUUAAAAAUGAGUCAAAAAGAUGGCUACUUCCUGGAACAUUCUGCAGUCACCAGAUCCAGUUUUACCACAGCAUUGCUUCAAACUACCACUCUGCUUCCUGCACGUUUGUUUGUCAUUUACAAAGUAUUCAAUCUAUCUCACUGUCAGUACUUACAGUAUAAUUGAGCCAAAUACUUAUUUGUUACACCAUUUGAGUAUUACUGGAAGUCCAAAUUUAAAUUACUGCCACUGCAGGAAGACAGAAAAUCGAGUUUAGUUUGUUUUUUCUAUUUUAACAUGGUUUUUUCCUCCAUGCUGGAAAUCAUGGACUGGUGCUUCCAAUUUCUCUGAAGAGAGUCAGAGUUGUAUGUAAAUGUUGGUAUUGUAAAUACACUGGUUCUGUCCUUUUUUUUAGAGCAUUUUUUUAUGUAUUUGAAAAGCAUGUAAUAUAUAGUAAACAAUUAUUGUUAAGCUGGUUCUUAGUAAUUUGUAUAAUUGCAUUUGUUUGAAUUAAAAAAAGUCAGCAUUUGAGUCGGG